AUGGAAUCAACGACAUUAUCCAACAUUUUAGACGCAAUUAAUUUACAAAAGAGGAUGUUACUUGUAACUGGAUGUUGGCCAGUCCGAAAUCCUUCAUUUGCAUAUCGCUGCAAAUAUUUCUUGUCCUGGUCGAUUGAUAUAUCUUUUCAGUUCUUUCUCUUCGGCGAACUGUAUAAAAACUUCACUACAGGUGAAUACAAAGAAAUGACAGAAUUGUUGUCAUUUAUGGCGUCUGAGGUUCCAUACUUGUUCAAGCAUUUAUUCUUCGACUGGAAUAGGAACAGAUUUAUGGAUGCCUUGGACAAACUAAACAAGCCGAUGUUUAAUGACUAUCCAAAAGUGUGCGACGUCUAUGUCCAAGAGACUAUAAAAUAUGCACGUAUAUUUAUGCGUUUUUAUCAAUUUACGGUGAUAAACCUAGUGCUGUUGUAUUUUCUCAAACCAUUUUUUUCACAACAAAUGGCUAUUCGCUUUUCGGUAUUUGACUUUGGAUCGUUUUGGUGGUUCUUUCAUGUGUAUCAGGUAAUGUGCAUUGGCAUUGCUUGUUACAACAAUUCUACGUUUGAUAUUCUUGCCUUGGGGAUUAUUUCAAUUGGGAGUGCGCAAUUCGAGAUUCUUCGAGAUAAAUUAAUCAAUGCUACAAAAUGGGCAGAUUUGAAGAAUGCUGAUAUUGACAACGGCAGUGUUAAUGUAGAACUUGAAAUGGAUGAAGUUUUGGAUAAGAAAAUUAAUCGCUAUUUAGGCCAGUGUGUCAAACAUCAUUUGGGUAUCUUGGAGUACGCAGCUGAGAUUGAGUAUACUUAUACGUAUUACUUUCUUGUGCAAUUUGUGGAUAGUGUUCUGGCUAUUUGCAAUACAUGGUUUCAGUUUUUGCUGGAAGAUCAAUUAAUCAAAAUUAUGUUUUUAACAUUUUACACUUGUACACUUUUGAUGCAAUUGGGCAUGUACUGCAUUUAUGGUAAUAAUUUAAUGUUAAAGAGCGAAGAGAUACGCGAUGCCUGUUAUUCGUCAAAUUGGUAUCAGUCAGGUACAAAAGUCCGUAAAAGUUUAAUGCUAAUUAUGGAAAGAUCAAAACGACCAACAGUUUUGACGGCAGGAAAAUUUUCUGUGUUAAAUUUAGCAACAUACGCAGGACUUAUUAAAAUGUCCUAUUCAUAUUUUGCACUUAUGAAUCGAUUAUAUGGUGAUUAA
Messenger RNA from Dalotia coriaria, 1191 nucleotides. RefSeq names its product putative odorant receptor 92a. Gene Ontology annotation, molecular function: olfactory receptor activity; odorant binding. The record is from RefSeq and is a predicted model, not a curated record. Gene Ontology annotation, biological process: sensory perception of smell; detection of chemical stimulus involved in sensory perception of smell. NCBI's taxonomy places the organism in Eukaryota, Metazoa, Arthropoda, Insecta, Coleoptera, Staphylinidae. The transcript has 4 exons. Bases 1 to 1191 code for a protein of 396 amino acids. Gene Ontology annotation, cellular component: plasma membrane.